AUGAAUGUUGACAAAAUCCAUACUAUCAAAAGAUGCCCUGGAAGAGUUAUUCAUCUGAAUGGAAUAGAAGAUCAAUUGUUGAAGCAAAGGACUAAAAUAGAUUGGCUUAAGAAUGGUGAUAAGAACUCAGCUUACUUCUAUGCUAUGCUCAAAAUCCAAAUUGUGCAGAAUCAAAUUCUCAACCUGGUCAACAAUGAUGGAGUAGUCUUAACUACUCAAAAAGAUAUUGAGUAG
Molecule: messenger RNA, 234 nt
Organism: Lathyrus sativus (Indian pea)
Lineage: Eukaryota; Viridiplantae; Streptophyta; Magnoliopsida; Fabales; Fabaceae
Source: the annotation of a GenBank genome assembly